Fomitiporia mediterranea MF3/22 is the source of this 183-nucleotide messenger RNA. RefSeq lists its product as uncharacterized. The record is from RefSeq and is a predicted model, not a curated record. Lineage: Eukaryota; Fungi; Basidiomycota; Agaricomycetes; Hymenochaetales; Hymenochaetaceae. Bases 1 to 183 code for a protein of 60 amino acids. The transcript has 2 exons.
AUGCCAAGGUCAAGGUCUCCUUCGGUACACCACUCUGAACCACCGAGCCCACAACUGCCGCCUGCGGACCUUCAUCCUCAGCCCAUAAGGCCUGGGCCGCAUGAACUGAGGUUUCGCAGUGCUGAUGGUAACACCUUUCCGUCACUUGAACUUGCAAUACCACGAGGAGAGAAAACCUGGUAG